AUGGCGUUGUCCGGGAACCCCAAGGUAAAACUUAACCGAGUGGAUACCAUCGAGAAUUCGGUGGCUGCGAUAGGUACUUCCGGAGACGGCUCGCUGAUCCUGAAAGUGUCAAGCGUGACCUUCUUAGAGCCUCGGAACUGGUUCUUGACCAUCGGAUUACAGGUAGUUGCAUAUAUAGUGUUGAGAUGCUCGCUCAACAG
Messenger RNA from Sphaeroforma arctica JP610, 200 nucleotides. RefSeq lists its product as hypothetical. The transcript has a single exon. The record is from RefSeq and is a predicted model, not a curated record. Lineage: Eukaryota; Ichthyosporea; Ichthyophonida. The annotation marks the transcript as partial.